Messenger RNA from Anopheles merus, 1059 nucleotides. Its product is annotated as glutathione S-transferase 1-like. The transcript has 2 exons. Lineage: Eukaryota; Metazoa; Arthropoda; Insecta; Diptera; Culicidae. Bases 34 to 720 code for a protein of 228 amino acids. Gene Ontology annotation, biological process: glutathione metabolic process. The record is from RefSeq and is a predicted model, not a curated record. Gene Ontology annotation, molecular function: glutathione transferase activity.
UUUGUGGUGGGACGCUUUUCAGUUCCAUUCGAGAUGUCGAGCAAGCCGGUCCUGUACACGCACACUAUUAGUCCCGCUGGCCGUGCGGUCGAGCUGACCGUGAAGGCGUUGAACCUUGACGUCGAUGUUCGCGAGAUGAACGUCUUCAAGGGUCAGCAUAUGAGCGACGAGUUCAAGAAGCUAAACCCCGUCCAAACGAUCCCAACGCUGGACGACAACGGGUUCGUGCUGUGGGAUAGCCACGCCAUCAUGAUCUAUCUGGCGCGCCGUUACGGUGCCGACUCCGGUCUCUACACGGACGAGUACGAGCAGCAGGCGCGCAUCAAUGCGGCCCUCUUCUUCGAGAGUUCGAUCCUGUUCGCGCGGCUCCGCUUCUGCACGGACAAUCUGACCGUGCUGGGCAAGAGUGCGAUACCGGAGGAGAACCUGCAGCGUGCGCUGGAAGGGCUGCAGCGGCUGGAGAGGAUGCUGCAGUCGGAGUAUGUGGCCGGCGAUCAGCUGACCAUUGCGGAUCUGAGCUGCGUAAGCAGUGUGGCCACACUGCACCUGAUGCUGAAACCGUCGGCGGAAGAGUUCCCCAAAACGUUCGCCUGGAUGGAACGAUUGUCGAAGUUGCCGUACUACUGGGAGGUGAUGGGCCCGGGGCUUAAAGCGGCCGGAGAGCUGAUGCAGACGCUUGGUAGCAAGAACAGUGCUGAUGGUGGUACUGAUGGUAACUAGAAGCGCAGUAGGCAGUGGAACUUACUGUACACUGUGAAGUGAGGGACGAGGAUGGCGCUGCUUAAGCUGCUCUAGUAUCCGUUGCGGAGGAAUUCUAGCACCGAACUGAGCGUUCUCGGGCUUAAUUUUACCUUACAAGUAUGUGUUUGUAUGUUGAUAAUCGCCGAUAAGAGCAUGCCAACAGUCCAGAAUUCUUUUCAGUACAGUUACUAACUGUUUGUUUACAUUUCAGAGGAACUUUAUUAUGAAAUGUCAAUUUAAUUCGCUGCUUGUUCUUUUUUUUAUAUUUUUUCGGUUUAUGUGCUACCAAAUAAACGUAGAUGCCGCAGCAAAAUAGAA